AUGGUAGAGAAUGAAAACAAGAAUUUGCUGAAAACAUCAACUUCUUUGACUGAGCAACUGAAUGUCCGCACAAAAGAACUUGAAACUGCACAACAACAUCUUAAAAAUCUUGAAGAAGACAUUUCUGAUUUAAAUCAGGAAGUUUCAGGUUUAACUAAGGAAAACGAAUCUCAAAGGAACAAAAAUUCCAGUCUCCAGUCAAAGAUAGUUUCUAUCUUUAAUUCUCUGAAACAUGAAAAAGAAGAAGUUGCACAUAUUUCUUCUGUAAUAGAACAAGACAAGGUGCAAAUCAGUUCCAUGUUCAAAGACUUCUGGCACUACAUCAAGCAAGUGAAUGUGGCACAUCAAAUGGAUAUACAGAGACUGAAAAUGUCUUUGGUAGAAAUGGAAAGAGAAAAGUAUGAAAUUUUGCAUGAAAAGAACAAAAAAAUAGAAGCUGAAAAGAAGGAAGAAUUAAUACAGAAAGUAAAUUCUCUACAAUCUGAGACUAAACAUUUAAAGACAAAAUUAAAAGCUGAUGAAGAAAAAAUUGAAGGUAAUAUUUGA
Messenger RNA from Acanthosepion pharaonis, 546 nucleotides. NCBI's taxonomy places the organism in Eukaryota, Metazoa, Mollusca, Cephalopoda, Sepiida, Sepiidae. The record is from the annotation of a GenBank genome assembly.